CUAACACCUAAGGUUCAACGAUGUCGCACUAACUAACAAUGAGAGACGUAUGUUUCAGGCAGAUAUAUAUAUAUAUAACCUUAGAAACUAUUGCUACUCAUUGUUGUGCGGUCAGCUAGAUACCUUUCCGAGCGAACGUGGAGGACGCACGUUGCAUACGCUGUUUACACAGUCGCUCACAGACGCAUUAUGGGUUCGUAAUAUAGGAGUUUGCUAAGAAGCCCAUUACAGGCUCAAAGCUGCUAUCCAAACUUGCUGCUGCUUGCAACGGCUAGGAACCCAUUUCGCAACCACCGACUACGCUGACACCCAAAUGAUAAUAUACAUUUAGUGUGAAAAGAAGCUUAAGUCGCGCUAUGGCCGCGACUGGGAUGACGCCCGUGAGCCCACGCCCAUCGAAUUGCUUCCAUCCAUCCACCUCCGGCGCUGCACCUCCAAUAUCGCCAGUGGCUUCGCCAAACAUAAUACGACAUAAACAAUUACAUCAUCUACUUGGCCCCUCGACCCGGCGCUCCUCACAAGCUUGCUCCGCUUUACCAUUUGGCUUCCCUAAUUUCGGCCUGCCAUCCUUCGGUUUCCUUGCGAAGUUCGACAGCAGCAAAAGCGACCUAGAAAAUGGCUCAAACAGCAGCAGCGGCAGCUCUAGGCUUCAUACACAAAGCGGCGACGCCGCACCCUGCGACCCCGCACAUGCCGAUUCCCAGCUGCCAUCCUCUCCCCAGUCGGAGCUAUCCACCGGGCCGGCAGGGCCGCAGCCGGGGUCUGAGCGGCGCCUCAGCCUGCCGCCGCUGCCGACCCGCCUGCUGCCCGAUGGCGCAGCGGCGGGGGCCUGCAGUGCCGCCGUGGAGGAGGCAUGGCAGCAGCAGCAGCCGGGCAGUGGGCCCAGGGCGCUGCAGCAACGCCCUGGCGUGGCAGCUCGGGAGGUGGAGGAGGAGGCCGGCUUGGCUGACUCGCCCGGGUCCUACGGCGGGCAGUCGGGCGGGACAGAUGCGCCGCUGGGGCUCAGCCAGCUGAGACAGCUGCUGGCUGACGUGGCGGACCAGCACUGCACCCCAGCUCCCACCAGCUGCGCCGACACCAGCACCAGCACCAGCACCAGCAGUCCCCCCUCC
Astrephomene gubernaculifera is the source of this 1112-nucleotide messenger RNA. The record is from the annotation of a GenBank genome assembly. NCBI's taxonomy places the organism in Eukaryota, Viridiplantae, Chlorophyta, Chlorophyceae, Chlamydomonadales, Astrephomenaceae.